AUUUCUUGCACUGCAACGCUAUUCCAUAUACUUAUCCCUCCCUCUCACUCAACCUCCAAUUCUCCACCUUUCCUUUUUUUUACUCUUUCUCAACCACAUUAAAUACUCUCCCCUCUCAUCUCUUCUCUUCUCACCUCUUUUACUCCCUCAUCGAUCCCCCUUCUGCUGCUCCAACUUAAUCCCUCUCUCCCUCUCUCAAAAUAGUUGCAGGUGUUGCUCCUGCGGAGGAGGGUGAGAUAUGGCUGAUCGCAACAGAGGCGAAGAGUAUUUAGCUUCCCAGGUGGAGGAGGAUGCAGCAUUAGGAAAGAAAUAUGGGGGACUUGUUCCUAAAAAGAAGCCCUUGAUCUCAAAGGAUCAUGAGCGUGCAUUCUUUGAUUCGGCAGAUUGGGCUUUAGGGAAGCAAGGAGCUAGUUUGGACCAAAAAUCAAAAGCAGAUAUAGAGACUCUGCGUCCAAAGUUGCAGCGAACGCCUCAUCAGCAGCUCCCUCCUCGAAGACCAGCCUGUACAUCAGGGAGAGAUGUACUUGCCGAAUAGAUGGAAUUGAGGCCACAAAGCAUGGAGAUC
Molecule: messenger RNA, 565 nt
Organism: Telopea speciosissima
Lineage: Eukaryota; Viridiplantae; Streptophyta; Magnoliopsida; Proteales; Proteaceae
Exons: 6
Coding region: 239-535 (98 amino acids)
Source: RefSeq, a predicted model, not a curated record